This is a messenger RNA of Prunus armeniaca (apricot), 204 nucleotides long. The record is from the annotation of a GenBank genome assembly. Lineage: Eukaryota; Viridiplantae; Streptophyta; Magnoliopsida; Rosales; Rosaceae.
AUGCGAAAAGUCUCUCUGGCAACUAAGAAUCCCAGGGAAGGAACCCUCAGACCUUCCUGGGAAGGACCUUACGAGAUCAUCGGCAUCCAGCGUUCGGGAACUUAUCGACUCAGGGACUCCAACGGAAAGACCCUCGGGAACGUAGAGCAUUUGAAAUAUUAUUUUAAGUGUAGUCACCUAGCCUACAGCAGGAUAAAAGUGUAG